Fusarium pseudograminearum CS3096 is the source of this 300-nucleotide messenger RNA. RefSeq lists its product as uncharacterized. The transcript has a single exon. NCBI's taxonomy places the organism in Eukaryota, Fungi, Ascomycota, Sordariomycetes, Hypocreales, Nectriaceae. The record is from RefSeq and is a predicted model, not a curated record. The coding region runs from base 1 to 300 and encodes 99 amino acids.
AUGGAACGUCCCUCCUCAAGCUCAGACACAGCCUCUAUCCUCUCAGGGUCAACCGUCUUCUCCAAAGAAGCCCAAAUCUCAGUCUCAGACUCACCGACAAAAGCCGAGAUAGACACCCUGACGAGCGACGCUUCAAAGCAGCAACGCAAGAGCAUGCGGCAGCGAGUCCGCAACGUCGUCGCUGAUCUCGGACGUCCACCGACUACAAGAGAUGAUUUGAAGAGCGGCAAUGCGACACAAAAGCAUGUCGAUAUUGGGCCUGCUUCUGGUACCGUUCUGAUGGGCUCGACGACUGUUUGA